CUAUCUAUAAAUCCAUAUAAUAAUAUUAUACACGUAUCGCAUAAUAUUAUUAUAUUAUUUUAUUAUGUGCUUGCGGUAUGCCCGACGAAUGACAAUAGAUAACCGCGCUAUCAACACCGACCGUAACGACGUUUUGCGACUCUUAUCUUCGGACGUAGAUAUUAAAUAUUUAAAUCACAGUAAAAAUAGUAGGUCGUUGCUCGUAAGUCGUUACUUGUCUAUAGUCAGUGCUCAUUUAUUCAAGGGUCAAAACUCAGACCGUCCAGCGGAGACUACUAUGGCCACCAAACACUUAUCUGGAGAUUCCGUGGAACCGCCAAAGGUGCCGGGCUCGUACCGAUUUUAUUCUAUGCGAUUUUGUCCAUAUGCGCAAAGGGUCCAGCUGGUGUUGAAUGCCAAGGGCACACCGCAUGAUACGGUGUUCAUUGAUCUGUCGGAUAAGCCCAAAUGGUACUUGGACAUUUUUCCGGCUGGCAAGGUUCCGGCUUUGAUUUUUGAUGGCAAUUUUCUCUCUGAAAGUCUGUUGCUGGCAGACUUUCUUGAUGAACAGUUUCCAGAGCCACCUUUGUGGAAUUGCAGUCCUCUCCAAAAAAUAUUGGAUAAACUAGUCAUUGAGUCUUUUUCAAAAGUAGGAACAGCAUUUUAUAAGUUAAUUUUUACCUCAAAAACAGUAGAAGAAAUAAACUUUAAUGAACUCUUUGCUAGUUUAAUUCCCGUCGAAGCUGAAUUAGCUAAAAGAGGAUCAAAAUUCUUUGGAGGUGACAAACCAAAUAUGGUUGACUACAUGAUAUGGCCUUGGAUGGAGCGUUUAGAUGCCAUUAAGCCUUAUACUCAAGGAAAGUUUGUUAUCCCUUUUGAUGAUAAAUUUCCCAAACUAGCAAGUUGGAAAGCCUUAAUGAUUGUUGAUAAAGCUGUUGCAUCAUACUACCUCACUCCAGAAAAACACGCGCAACAUAUUGUAAACAGAAAAGCCGGAUUACCUGCUUAUGACUUUUGAAAUAAUCUAUUAAGUAUUUGAGGUUGAAUAUUUUAAACUUAAACAUUAUUUUUAAUAUUUUUUAUGUUUAACUGUAGUUACAGUUCUAAUAUAACAAAUGGGAAUCGGUUACUUUUUUUAAAAUAUAAUAUUAAACAGAGAUAGAUUUAUACUAAGUAGUAAAUUAUAUGUUUGAAAUUGAGCUUGUGAUUUAAUUAUUAUUAUUUUUUUAAAUACAAUUUGUGCUUAAAAUAAAGCUUAUUAAAAUAUUA
Aphis gossypii (cotton aphid) is the source of this 1248-nucleotide messenger RNA. RefSeq names its product pyrimidodiazepine synthase-like. Gene Ontology annotation, cellular component: cytoplasm. Gene Ontology annotation, molecular function: glutathione transferase activity; glutathione dehydrogenase (ascorbate) activity. Bases 65 to 997 code for a protein of 310 amino acids. The record is from RefSeq and is a predicted model, not a curated record. The transcript has 6 exons. Lineage: Eukaryota; Metazoa; Arthropoda; Insecta; Hemiptera; Aphididae. Gene Ontology annotation, biological process: glutathione metabolic process.